Juglans regia (Persian walnut) is the source of this 4465-nucleotide messenger RNA. RefSeq names its product probable disease resistance protein At5g45510. Bases 54 to 4415 code for a protein of 1453 amino acids. Gene Ontology annotation, molecular function: protein binding; ADP binding. NCBI's taxonomy places the organism in Eukaryota, Viridiplantae, Streptophyta, Magnoliopsida, Fagales, Juglandaceae. The transcript has 3 exons. The record is from RefSeq and is a predicted model, not a curated record.
UACAAAACUACUCUUCGUUCAUACCAAAGUUGCAACUUCUUCUUCUCUUUCAAAUGGAUGAGAUUGUUCAACAGGAUGCGAUUGUUGCAGAGCCAAGGAAUGAAGCCAAGUCAAAAGAUGAGGGCCAACAACAGAGUCCUCGUGUUCAAGUUACUUUAUCGGUGGAACCAGAUCAUAAAGUUAGAGCAACAAUUACGGUGACUGCAACAGCCAUGAUUCCCUUGAUGAGUGAAGAACAACUAAAAAAAGAGUUAGAGAAUAUAAUGAAGUUGUUUGAGGAGGAAAAUGUGGAAACCAUUGCCUUGGUGGGGGAUGCAGGAGUAGGAAAAACAUGGAUGGCUAGAAAGAUCAAUGAUUUUAUCAUCAAUUCUGAGAGCUGCUUUUAUGGGAAUCUUUGGAUAUCUAUGAACAAAAAGCACGACAAAAGGUCCCUUUAUGAUGUCCUUGCCCAUCAGUUGUCCCUACAAGCAAGUACCGAGGAUUAUCAAGAAGGUAAUGAUGACGGAAAGAAAUCGGAAGAGUUGAUAAGCAACAUAACUAUGAAGCUUGAGGAAAGGGGAAGCAAGAAACCGGAAGUGUUGGAGAUAACUAAGAUGCUCAGGAAAAUGGAACUCAAGAAAUUGGAAGAGUUGGUACGCGAGAUACAUAAGAAGCUAAGGGGAAUGGAAAGCUAUAGGAGGGAAGUGUUGGAGAUAACUAAGAUGGUCAGGGAAAUGGAAAGCAGGAAAUCGGAUGAGUUAGAAAGGGAGAUAACUAAGAAGCUCCGGGAAAUGGAAAAGGAGAAGCUCCAGGAAUUGGGGGUAAUAGAUGAGAAAUCUGGAGGAUCAGAUAGUCUUUCUGAUGGCAAAGCAUUUUCGGGUAAUGAUGGACUGAAAGAUCAGAGCAAGCAGCCAGCUAAGAAGUUGUGGAAAACAGGGAAAGAGAAGAUCGAGGAAAUGACAACAAAAAAGAAGACCGUGGAAAUGAUUGAUGAGAAUUCUGGAGGAGGUAGAUCAUCUUCUAAAGUUGAAGUACUAUUUCUUUUAGUAAUUCUGGAUGAUAUUCGCAGUGACAGUACUUAUGAAGAGGAAACUAGGGCUGAAUUGAAAAGGUUGAUGCCAAUGGAAUCAAAAACUAGGCUCAAGUUUUUAGUCACAAGAAGGCCGGACAAAGGGAGCAAUGAGAAGAAAUCGGAGAAUGAGGAAAUGACCUUUGAGAUUAAGCCCUUGCCGGCAAAAGAGUCAGGGACUCUAUUUAUGGAACUUCUCAAAAUUGCAAUUCCCGGUCUAGAAAAUUUUGAAGCAAGUAUUAAGAAAAUUGCAGAAAAGAGCAAUGGUCUGCCAAUUGGAGUAGUCGUACUGGUAGCAGAAGCCUUAAAUCUAUCAGGAGCAGAUGAUUUAGAGCUUUCGAAAUCGGAAAAUGCUCUGAAAGAAGUAGCUAAUAAUGAAGCAGAUAAAUGCAUGACUUUGCUCCUGUGCUUUGCAAUUGACAUGUUGCAUGGAGGUGAUCAUGGGUCUUGGAGUACCCCAGGAAACGACACUUUGGUCAAUUGCUAUUGGCACAGCCGGGAAUUCGUAAGCAGACAUGGUGCAAUAGAUUACAAUGUGUUGAUAUUCAGCUGGAUAUUGGAAGGAUAUUUUGGUUCUGCUGAUCAUAUUAAGCAGACAUAUGAAGAAGGGCACCGCGUGCUAAUGAAACUAAUAGGAUGUGGGUUGCUGAAAAUGCUAGAAGAUAAUCUUGUUAUGAUGGAAGAAUUGGUUCUUCACAUUCCAGAUUGUCGUCGUGUUGGAUAUGAGCAGAGAUCAGUCCUGGGAUUGGCUCGUGUUCUUGACGAAAGCAUUUGGAAAGGAUUUGGGACACUUGCACCUUCAGAUUAUAUGAUGAAGACACCUACAAGAGGCUCAAAACAAGAUAAAUAUAUUUCCACCCUCCUCAUUCAUGGAAGUCAUCUCUGCAGGGAAGACCCAAAUUUAUACUUCAAGGAGAAGCUGGGACUCCAAAAUCUUGCCAUUUUCAAUCCCAGGUUCAAGUCAUUCCCUCCAUUAUCGUCUAAAAUGGAAGAGCUUUGUGUGUUGGUUCUCAGAGGUUGUGAUCAACUGCAAAUGAUUGAUGACAUCCAACACCUGAAAUCACUGACAGUUCUGGAGAUAUCUGAUGCUAACUUCUUAGAAAAGAUCACAGACGAUCUUUUUAAGGAAAUGACUAAUCUUCAGACCCUCAACUUUUGUGCAGUCUCCAUCAAAACGCUUCCUUCCUCUCUUUCCAACCUUAGCCAACUACGUUGGCUCAUCCUCAGGAGGUGCCCUUUUUUGGAAAGCUUGCCAAAUCUAAAAGCACUUACAAAUCUCGAGGUGCUUGAUCUUUCUGGUUCUACAUCUUUGCUAAAGAUUACAGACAAAACCUUCACCCAUCUUAAGAAAAUCCAAUUCCUUGAUUUUUCCCAUACCUCGAUUAAAAGAUUUCCAAUCCUUUGCAACCUUGGCAAGCUUGAAAAUCUCACUCGACUCUUGCUGCGCGACUGUAAGUUAACCAGAUUACCUUCCUUUAAAGCCUUACCUGCUCUUCAAUAUCUUGAUGUUUCAGCUUCUAAUAUGUUAAAGGAAAUCAAUGGAGACUUUUCUGAAAAUAAGGAUAAACUCAAGAUCCUUGAUUUGUCCAAGACUGAAAUCAAACGUUUGCCUUCCAAUUUUGGCAACUUUCCAAAUCUUGAGCUGCUUGAUCUUUCUGAUGCCUCCAAAUUGGUUGAAAUCCCAGAAAAUGCCUUCAAAAACAUGGUUUGCCUCCGUCAUCUGAACCUCUCAAACACUAAACUUGAAAGUCUACCGAAAAUCUCCAACCUUGUUAACCUUCGACAGCUCUUUCUGAAAAAUUGCCCACUACAUAAAUUGCCAACAAUGGAAGGAGUUACAAGACUUGAGGAGCUUCAUCUUUCUAAUGCUUCUAGUCUGGUUGAGAUUGAAGAUCAAUCAUUUGAUCAUAUGAGCCAUAUCCGUCAUCUUGAUUUCUCACAUACCAAAAUUAAAACUCUUCCAUCACUGGCCAACCUCAAUAACCUUCAUUCUCUCAACCUUUCAGGAACAGGACUUACAUUACCUUCCAUUUCAGAUCUCACCAACCUCACUCAACUUUCACUUCGAGGUUGUUCAGUCCCAGAUCAAUCAGAGCCAAGUUUCGAAAAACAUAGAAAUCUCGAAGUUUUGGAUCUGUCGGAGACAGGAAUCACGUCUCUACCAACAUUGAAAAAUCUUACCAGUCUCCGGGAGCUCAAGUUAAGAGGUUGUUCGAAGUUGGAGCAGCUUCAACAUUUGGAAUUGCUUGCUCAUUUAGAGGUUCUUGAUUUGUGGGAGACGGGAAUCAAAAAGUUUCCCAACGAGAUCUAUAAGUUGAGUCUUUUAAAGCACCUGGAUCUGCCAAAGGGUAUUCAAGAAUUUGACUUGCAGAAGAUGGAGCGCCUGCCAGAGGUGCUAAACUGGAAUGAAUGCUGCAGCUUAGAGAAAUGGCAAAACAUGACUUGCAAAUCGGUUACAGUUACGAAGUUUGUCAAAGAUUUGGAGGAAAAACCUGGGUUAUGGGAACAAGAGUUCAAAGAAUUUCACUUUUCUGUUUGCCCUGAGCAAGGCAGACCUGGAGACAUCCAUUGGCACAAAGUAAAUGCUUUCUUCAGAAGAAUCUACUUCAAAACUCUAUCUUUCGAUUCUUUCCGUGAUCAGGUGUGUCGCUUUCGCCAGUACUUGGAAAUUGUUGGGUUUGAUUCUUUUCCUGCUGGGGUUGAGGAUGCUCUCAAGAAAGCAUCUUAUGUAUCUUUGAUUGGAAAUAAGUUCAUUACACGAUUAUCAGAUCUUGGUGUGGAAAAUGUGGAUGCAAUGAAAGGUUGUUGGCUACAGAGGUGCACGGAAAUGGAGAAAAUAUCUUUGGGAGAAGAAACAGAAGCCAAAAUGGAGGGAAAUCUAGAGAUUUUGUGGGCAUCAAACCUUCCCAAAUUGAAGCAUGUACGCAGCGGGAUACAGCCAGAAGGCGGGGGCUUUAAAAAUCUUACAGAAAUGUAUCUAGAUUGUUGCCCAUUGAUUAAAUAUGUCUUUCAUUCAUUCCAAUUCCCGGAAAAGCUAAGGAUCCUCCAGAUCAAAUUCUGUGAGGAUUUAGAAAGGCUGUUUGAGCCGAAUGUCUUGGAUGCUGAUAAAAAAUGGAGUUCGAGUUUACAGAAACUGCAUCUGGUGGAACUGCCCAAGUUGACAGGGAUGGGGGUGCCAAAGUUGAAGAAGAUUCGUGAUGUAUUUCCAUCGCUGCUAGCAUUCAGAGUCAAGGAAUGCCCAAUGUUGGAGAUCACGUCGGAACAAAUAAAGGAGGCAGGUGGACAUGUUGAAAAUAGUAACAACGUUGAAGAACAUUGGUACGAGGAAACUCCAACUAGGUCCGUUUAUGGGCAAUGUUCUUCUUAAUUAAUUGCUACUUCUGGCUAUAUUAUGGAUUGAAAGAAUUACAGAAGAUU